CCCUAGAAAACUCGGUCCAAUUUCCUUAUCUCCUAGAAAACCGAUAAAACCUCUCCAAAACCUUCAAAAUUUAGGGUUUUCAAGAAAUGGAACAACCAGCCACCCCAAAUUCCAUUUCAUCAUCAUCAUCGUCAACAACACCUGCUGUAACAUCUUCAAAUGAGAAGAGACCAAUCCCAACACCAGAAGAGCUAAUCUCACACUACGAAUCCAAAGGGCUUGAGAAAAAUGAAGCAUCGAUGAAAGUAAUUGAAGAUUUACAGAAUGUAAUAUUCAGGAUCUUAAGUUCAAAAGGAAGUAAAAAAGAUAAAUUCAUGGCUAAAAGUUCAAGAAUGCUUGAUACGGUGAACACUCGUUUGAACAUUUUGGAAUUGAAAUUGGAUUCUAAACCUAAUUUUGGUCAGACGCUUGGUAUUGGUGUAGUUGCUGGUGGAAUUGGGAGUGUUGUUCCUCAUGUUUUUGGUGCUAUUGGCCAGAUUUGGAGUUCUGUUACGAAUUCUACCAAGAAUUGAAUUCAAUGGAAAAUCGCUCAAUUUAGUGAUGACGUUGCUACAUAGACAAAGGCAUGUGCUUGUCGCAGGGGAUGGGAAACCUAGCCUUUCGGAGCUUAACUCUUUAGUUGGUAAAAUAAGGAUGCAUACAUGUGGACUGGAGCAAGAACAAGACUUCUCAACAAUAAAAAAUAUUAUCAACCUUAAUAAAAAUUGAGUUAACAAAUACAAGCCCAAUCCAGAAUUUGGUCAACUCUUCAUCAACAUCAACAAAUCAAUGAACACUUCCAUGGAGAAAGCUUACAUUAAUGGCGAAAAACUAGCCGGCCAAGAAGAGUCAUGUUACGACCGCAUGAAGGAAUUAAAGGCCAUUGACGAUACCAAAGCCGGUGUUAAAGGAGUAGCUGACACUGGACUCCUAAACAUUCCUAGAGUCUUUGUUAGACCACCGGAGGAACUUGCUGAAGAGGAAAAGUUAUUGCUAGUUGAUAAGAGUGAAAUUCAUGAGCCAGCGAUUCCAGUUAUAGAUUUGGAAGAGAUGGAAAAUCGGAGAAAGGAAAUUGUAAAUGAAAUUCGACUUGCAUCAGAAUCUUGGGGCUUCUUUCAAUUGUUGAAUCAUGGUAUUCCUGAGACCGUGAUGGACGAGAUGAUAAAAGGUGUUGCUAAAUUUCAUGAGCAAGAUACAGAGGUGAAGAAACAAUUCUACUCAAGAGAUUCCACUAGAAAAGUGAAGUACCAGACCAGUUUUGAUUGGUUUCAAACAAAAUCCGCUAAAUGGAAAGACACCUUCAUCUGCUCGAUGUUAUCUCCAGAUCUCAUCGACCCUCGAGAAUUACCAGACAUAUGCAGAGAUAUAAUUCUUGAGUACACGGAACAUGUUCGGAUACUGGGAGAUACUCUUAUCGAGUUACUGUCAGAAGGCCUUGGGCUCGAAAAGGAUCAUCUUAAUUGAAGGCAUGGAUUGCACAAAAUUCUUAGCAGUCCUUGGUCACUAUUAUCCUGCCUGCCCACAACCAAAACUAACUAUGGGAGCACAUAAGCAUACCGAUCCAAAUUUCUUCACUCUUCUUCUCCAGGACAACAUUGGUGGCCUACAAAUUCUUUAUCAGAACCAUUGGAUUGAUGUCAAACCCAUACCCGGAGCAAUCGUAGUUAACAUUGGUGACCUUAUUCAGCUAAUGAGCAGUGCAAAGUUUAAGAGUGCGGAACAUAGAGUACUGGCGAAUCGAGUAGGACCAAGGUUAUCAGUGGCGUCAUUUUUCGGUACAGCUGCCAUGAACUCGUCAAAGAUUAAUGGUCCAAUUAAGGAGCUACUUUCUGAAGAAGAUGGCAAGGAUCUACCUGUCUACAGAAAUGUUACGGUUCCAGAGUACAUGAAGCAUUAUUAUUCUAAAGGAAGCGAUGGUGUCCACGCCCUAUCGCUCUUCAAGUUGUGAAGUCAAUGAUAGUUAAAUAUCUUGAUCAACUUCCUGCAGCCUGCAGGCAUUGCUUGAUUGGUUUUCUACAUCUCAAUUACUCUCUUAGUGUUAAGUUGUUAUCAUUGUGCACUCUGCAGUCCUUGUAAUUUGAAGAAAAAAUGUAGACUAAUUUGAAAAGCUUUCGCA
Messenger RNA from Papaver somniferum (opium poppy), 2095 nucleotides. RefSeq names its product 1-aminocyclopropane-1-carboxylate oxidase homolog 3-like. The transcript is spliced from 5 exons. NCBI's taxonomy places the organism in Eukaryota, Viridiplantae, Streptophyta, Magnoliopsida, Ranunculales, Papaveraceae. Bases 87 to 512 code for a protein of 141 amino acids. The record is from RefSeq and is a predicted model, not a curated record.